UUGUGAUAUCAGCUUAAUUGAGUUUUUGAACUCGAAAGAUUAGUAUUAAUUAGUUAGUGCAACAUUAACAUUAUAUACAUAUGUCCAAGUUCGGUCUGAAGAAAUUACUCGUAUCGUUGUCCUCCAUUUCGGGAAUUGGAAAACCAAGUGUUGGGCACAUACUAGUAGUUGUUUUUCUGGAAUACUUCGCAUGGGGCCUGCUGACAAUGCCCAUGAUAGCCACUCUAAAGGAGACCUUCCCAGAGCACACGUUCCUCAUGAACGGAUUGGUCAUGGGUGUCAAGGGAAUACUCUCGUUUCUAUCGUCGCCCCUGAUCGGAGCUCUAUCGGAUAUAUAUGGGCGGAAAGUGCUGCUCCUUGUAACAGUGAUCUUCACUUGCCUACCGAUCCCCAUGAUGACCAUGGAUAACUGGUGGUUCUUUGUGAUUAGUUCGCUCAGUGGAGUUUUGGGCGUUAGCUUCUCAGUGGUUUUCGCCUAUGUGGCGGAUGUUACCACAAAGGAAGAGCGCUCUAGAUCCUAUGGACUGGUAUCGGCCACCUUUGCUGCCAGUUUGGUGAUCGCUCCGGCAAUGGGUAAUCUCAUAAUGGAUCUUUACGGAAUUAAUACUGUGGUGCUAGUAGCAACGUUGGUCUCCAUAACGAACGUGAUGUUUGUACUGCUGGCUGUGCCCGAAAGUUUGCAACGAAACGUUAGAUCCACUGAAUUGAGCUGGAGACAAGCGGAUCCUUUUCAAUCCCUGCGAAGAGUCGGCUCGGAUCCCAAUAUCCUGCUACUGUGCAUAGUGGUGUUCAUGUUUCUACUUCCCGAAGCCGGCGAAUACUCCAGUGUGCCAGCCUAUCUGAAGCUGACAAUGGGAUUUGAUUUCACGGAACUCUCGACGCUGGUGGCCCUAAUGGCCAUAUUGAGCAUUUCGAUAAACGUGACCUUGGGAUAUAUAGUGAAGGCAUUGGGUGCCAAGAAGGCUAUAAUACUGGGAUUGCUUCUGGAACUGCUGCAACUAAUACUCUACGCCAUAGGAAACGAAAAGUGGCAAAUGUGGCCAGCCGGAAAUGUAGCUGCCCUGAGUUCCAUCACCUUUCCGGCCGUGAGUGUCUAUGUAUCCCUCUACACGGAUGCCGAAACCCAGGGAGCAGUUCAGGGAAUGAUCACGGGAAUGUCGGGAUUGUGCAGUGGACUUGGACCCGCUCUGUUCGGUAUCGUAUUCUACCUAUCCGACAUGGAUUUGGAUGAGGAUCGAAUUUUAAUAGGCAGUGUAAGUGGAGAUCGCACGGUGGUCGGUCCCUUUAUGAUUGGAGCUAUCUCUGUGUUUAUCGGCAUUCUGUUGGCGUCGUAUAUCCCAGACGAAAGGGUUUCCAGGGGAAGGAGAGAGGAAUUUUCCGCACUGACGUAUAUUAUUGAAAUGGAGGAGGCGCCAACAUUAUAGUCUAAACAAAUCUUUAUUUAGAUAGAUGGUUAAGCUUAAAAUAUGAGUAGUUGCCAUAGUAUAACUUGUUUAAAAAAAUAAGAAACAUUUUCAAAGUUCUUUUUAAUUUUUAAUAUUAAAGCUUGCAUAUUAUUUGCGUUUUGCGAUAAUGAAAAUAGUUGGGAUUUAGUGGGUUAAGAUUUAGACGCUAUGUCGGUCGUUGUCUUCAUUUAAUCAGCCACUUUAGCACAGCCUCUCAGUCGACGACCGCGUCUGUUUAUUUUGGUUUUUGUUUUCCAAUUUCCUUGGCAUUUCCCUGCUGUUUAUUUAUAAAUUUUCAUUUUGCUCUUCGUAUUUGUUUAGAAGCUGCAAAUUCACAACAGUUUGUUGACUCUUACGCAACAGUCUGGCCUUUUGUUUGUUGUGCCCAUCAGCAUGUUGCAAUCGGUAGCAAAAGAAAUUGCCAAAAGAUAAUUUAUUAACAACAAUUGCAGAAACCCAUAAAUAGAACAAGCUGUCCUGAAAUAUACACAUGUAUAUUUCCCCAUCUAUUGGCAAACAAGCGUUCCUGUUUGGCAGAUGUAUACCCUCAGUUUUUUUGAUUUUUUGGUUUUGCUCAAACACAGGCAAAGCUGAAAACUUUCCAUUUGAAAAAGCGAGAAUCCCAUUAAACUUGUACGUACGUAUGUAUGUAUGUAAAGCCCAACGUAUGUAAAGAGCCAUAAAGUUGAGAAAAUAGUGUGAUUAUACUGAAACACGUGCAUGCAAAACCGAUUCUCUUACUCUCUUAGGGACCUGAAAAUAUGGGGAGAACAUGAGAAAGAGUCUCAGUGGCGUCGACUGGGUAAAUAUUAUUUAAGCGAGAUGCAGGGGCGGAUUCAAUUGAAUUCGGGUGCGGAACAGGGUGUCGAAAGGUAAAGUUUUGUAAUAUAAUAGAUACUGUGUAUAUGAGUAAAUUAAAUUGGGUAAUUAUUUCCAUUAUCUCGUUGGGCAUCAAUCUAGAUAUUAUUUUUUGAUUUAUUCUUAAAUUUACCCAAUGUAUGAAAUGAUAUGGUACAUAUGAUAUAAACAGGUUUUUUGUAUUUGAGAUGAGAGAUGUGAAAUGCCAAACCAUUUAUGUACAUAGCUUCAGAAUAACCCGCCCUGUAGCGAAAUUUCAGUGACACAUAACUUUUAUCUCGCUAUGUUGGUGUUGUAUGCCUCCUUUUUUAGGUUUUUUCAGCCGCGUCUGGGAUUUCUGCCAUUGGCCUUCAAUUUCGAUUCUUUGGCGAGCAUUAUCAACUAGUCACACAAAUGUAUGGAACAUAUGUU
Messenger RNA from Drosophila simulans, 2714 nucleotides. Its product is annotated as hippocampus abundant transcript 1 protein. Gene Ontology annotation, biological process: transmembrane transport. The transcript has a single exon. The record is from RefSeq and is a predicted model, not a curated record. NCBI's taxonomy places the organism in Eukaryota, Metazoa, Arthropoda, Insecta, Diptera, Drosophilidae. Gene Ontology annotation, molecular function: transmembrane transporter activity. Gene Ontology annotation, cellular component: membrane. Bases 81 to 1424 code for a protein of 447 amino acids.